This is a messenger RNA of Drosophila takahashii, 462 nucleotides long. RefSeq names its product mitochondrial import inner membrane translocase subunit TIM14. The record is from RefSeq and is a predicted model, not a curated record. Gene Ontology annotation, molecular function: ATPase activator activity. Lineage: Eukaryota; Metazoa; Arthropoda; Insecta; Diptera; Drosophilidae. Gene Ontology annotation, biological process: protein import into mitochondrial matrix. Gene Ontology annotation, cellular component: PAM complex, Tim23 associated import motor.
CAAAUUGACUGUGCGAUGGCUCCCAAUCCAAAUGAUUCCGUUCCGAAGGCAAGCUCCGUAAUUCUGGCGGGACUUGGAGUGGCCGCGGUGGGAUUCGCCGGGAAGCACCUCAUGCGCCGGAUGCCCCAGAUGACCACCAAAUUCAACGAGGCCCUCAAGAACCUGCCCAAGUUCGAUGCGGAGAGCAUGGCGGCAUCCAAGUACUACAAGGGCGGUUUCGAUCCAAAGAUGAACAAGCGGGAGGCCUCCCUCAUCCUGGGUGUCAGUCCCAGUGCGCCAAAGAUCAAGAUCAAGGACGCCCACAAGAAGAUCAUGCUGUUGAACCAUCCGGAUCGAGGCGGUUCACCCUACUUGGCGGCCAAGAUCAACGAGGCCAAAGACUUUCUAGACAAGGCCAAGUAGUCCUCCAUCCCGCGACCUUAAGUGCAAAUAAAGUAGUUUGUGAUUAGCAUGUAAGCUGAA